AUUGUCGGGUGGUCGAGAGAAAGGACACCGAGGAGCCAACCAUGGGAGUAGAAAUAGAAACCAUAACUCCGGGCGAUGGACGGACAUUCCCAAAGAAGGGGCAGCGCGUCGUGGUGCACUAUGUCGGAACACUGGCAGAUGGGAAAGUGUUUGACUCUUCGAGGUCUCGAGGGAAGCCCUUCAAAUUUAAGAUUGGACAUCAGGAGGUGAUCCGUGGCUGGGAAGAAGGAGUAGCCCAGAUGAGUGUAGGUCAGCGGGCCAAGCUGAUAUGCUCACCAGACUUUGCCUAUGGCAGCAAAGGGCACCCAGGGAUCAUCCCACCAAACGCCACUCUAACCUUCGAUGUGGAGCUGCUUUGUCUGGAAGCCUGAAACUUGUGCACUCACUUUGUUUAAUUCCACUCAAAUUUUCAGGGUUGACUCCUAUCUCGGGAACAUGGAGGAAAAAUGUUAACAGAUGAUUCCUGCUCUUGAUUCCUUGCAUAGGACCUAUGUCUAUAGCCUCACUAGUUCACUCCUUUCCAUUUACAUACAAAUUGUGUUACGUCACUUGCUUUAAAACAUUAUACGUCAUGCUAUACUUUAGAUUCCAUACAGUAAUAAGUCAUAGGCCAUCCCAUCACAUGUGUUUUGUCAUAUUCUGCUAUGUAUUUUUAUGUUGUUUUUUUCUUGUUUUUGACUUAAAAGUUACAAAAUAUGUCUGCCAUCAGGACCAGGUUUUAAAUAAGUGUCAUACAUAUUGAAUCAGUCUCAUUCCUGUGGCUCUGUGGCCUUUACACUAAAAAAUUGUAUUGAUUGCGGGUAAUGAAUUGUCUUGAAUAAAUAGUUGUUUGACACAAUGAUAUUUCUAUGAAUUACCUUUGUGAUACUUGUUAUUGGAUUCAAUUAGAAAAGUGUGAAAUUCAUUGUAACCAGGGAUUCAUGAAUCAAGCACAUGAUUGCCAUUAAUAGCCUACAGGUCUCUGCAAAAUGUAGGAUUUGCUUUGUCUAUACCGCAGCAUCAAUUCUUAAUUUAUAAGAGUGAAAUAUGACUUUAUCGCUCAGAUGUUCACGACUGGACACUAUUCGUCUUGUUAUUUGCUUGUAAAACAUUUGGGGAAAGUUUAUUUUGCCAAAAAUAUGGUCAUGUUGGAAAAUAUUUGGUCUCUGGCAAAAAGGUUUCUCGACUUGCAGGGUAAGUUCCCCCCACAAAUAUUUGUAGGCACACCUUGGGGUUUGUGAUUAUGUUUAUUUCAAGGAGUUGUGUGUAACAAGCUGUGGAUGUUGUAAAGGUCUGUUCCUUACUCGAAACACAUUAAAAAAGAGUAAU
Molecule: messenger RNA, 1308 nt
Organism: Scomber scombrus (Atlantic mackerel)
Lineage: Eukaryota; Metazoa; Chordata; Actinopteri; Scombriformes; Scombridae
Product: peptidyl-prolyl cis-trans isomerase FKBP1A-like
Exons: 5
Coding region: 42-371 (109 amino acids)
Molecular function (GO): peptidyl-prolyl cis-trans isomerase activity
Source: RefSeq, a predicted model, not a curated record